Messenger RNA from Oryzias latipes (Japanese medaka), 1449 nucleotides. Its product is annotated as ras-related protein Rab-1A. The record is from RefSeq and is a predicted model, not a curated record. Lineage: Eukaryota; Metazoa; Chordata; Actinopteri; Beloniformes; Adrianichthyidae. Gene Ontology annotation, molecular function: GTPase activity; GTP binding.
CCGGGUGGGUUUGUAGUCAGCCAGCCAUAUUUGAUUCGAUUAGAGUAGCUGCGACGGUUUAGCCGGAUCUUCACGCAAAAGCUGCGGUUUUUCGUGCGCGUGAGGCCGCGUUAAGGUUCACCGAACUCCAGCUACAGUUCCCGCGACCGCAGAGUCCAGUCUGCCGCCAGCCAUGAACCCGGAAUACGACUAUUUAUUCAAGCUGCUCCUCAUCGGGGACUCCGGCGUGGGCAAGUCCUGCCUCCUCCUGCGGUUCGCUGAUGACACGUACACAGAGAGCUACAUCAGCACCAUCGGCGUUGACUUCAAGAUCCGGACCAUAGAGCUGGAUGGGAAGACCAUCAAGCUGCAGAUCUGGGACACAGCCGGUCAGGAGAGGUUUCGAACCAUCACAUCCAGCUACUACAGAGGAGCACACGGGAUCAUCGUGGUGUACGACGUCACGGACCAGGAGUCCUUCAACAACGUCAAGCAGUGGCUGCAGGAGAUCGACCGCUACGCCAGCGAGAACGUCAACAAGCUGCUGGUGGGAAACAAGUGUGACCUGACGACCAGGAAGGUGGUGGACUACACCACGGCCAAGGAGUUCGCCGACAACCUGGGCAUUCCCUUCCUGGAGACGAGCGCCAAGAGCGCCACCAACGUGGAGCAGGCCUUCAUGACCAUGGCGGCGGAAAUCAAGAAGAGGAUGGGCCCCGGGGCCACAGCCGGCGCCGCCGAGAAGUCCAACGUGAAGAUUCAGAGCAAGCCGGUCAACCCGUCGCCGGGGGGCUGCUGCUGAGAGCUGAGGCGCCGCCACCAGAGCCAGCCCCCAAACCCACGAGCAGCCUCAAUGUUACCAUGGUUACAGGGAGAGAAAGGCAGGCAGGCAGGCAGGCUCUGUAACUGUGCAGAUUCCCACCCUUUAUCAGUGACAGGACGACGGUAAGCCCCGCCUCCACAGAAAACGCCGGCCCUUCUAUUCACUCAAACUGGAAACACGUCAAACAUUUACCCGCCCACUUGUGCUGCUCUACACCGCACGUGCAGAGCAGCACAACACGAGCACGCCGCGCCACACGGAGCUCAUGCUUCAGCCAGCACCGUGCACGCCCACUUGGCUCCGCCCCCACAGUCCAUGUGCCUUGAUAGCCGGAGGUUCCUGGUCCACGCCUUCAUCCGUCUGCUCUGCAGCAGCCCACAUUCCUGUGCACGCAGGGCGUCGUGAGCACGCCGUGAGCACGCUCUGAGCGCGCUCACGGCGCCCCCCGCUGGAAGCAUGCGCUCCCUGGGGGGCGCUGGCCCCACCAGCACUGGAGUACAGGCUCCGCCCCAGCCGGGUUCCUGUAAAGUGUAGAUAUUUAUACAUAAAUGUACGAGAGCAGGUGGAGGAGUUGGGAAGGUUUGUGGCUGCGGACGCGACUUUUGUGGCACAAUGUUCAUUAAAAGAAUGAAGGAGAUCUUUGAUAA